GUCCCGGUUGGCCAGUCAUCGAAAUUAAAAGAAAGAGUAAGUUUCGUUGUGAAUUUGCUUUUUCUUUCAUUUCUCUUUUUUUGUAGAGACUUUGGCAGACUUGUUUUUUCUUUUUUUAGACGAUCUUCCUCAGUUGUUGCUAACAAAAAAUAUCGGAUAGCUGAAAUUGGGUUCUUCGGAUGUGUUCUUUGGUUCAUUGGACGUGGGAUUUUGGUGAGCAGUAUACAAAAUUUUCUACAAUUACUAAUUUUUCUUUUUUUUUAAAAACGGUUUGUUCCUUGGCGUUUUGAACGUGAAAUUUAGAUGGCUUAGCAUCGGAGGCGAUCAGAAAUGAUUUGCAUAUGCGAAGUUUAUAUUUUUUCAAAACCAUUUAAUGUUUAUUAUCGAUAUAACAUUUUACAUCAAUUUACAUUUACGAUUAGAUUUAGAAUAGAACACUCUACUAUUAGUUUGUAAGAUACUUUACAACUUAUUUACAGCUUCAAAAUAAAUUUAUUAUAUAACUUUACUAUCACUUUAAU
Messenger RNA from Rhizophagus irregularis DAOM 181602=DAOM 197198, 521 nucleotides. Lineage: Eukaryota; Fungi; Glomeromycota; Glomeromycetes; Glomerales; Glomeraceae. The record is from RefSeq and is a predicted model, not a curated record.